This is a messenger RNA of Actinia tenebrosa (Australian red waratah sea anemone), 1177 nucleotides long. RefSeq names its product AAC-rich mRNA AAC4 protein. NCBI's taxonomy places the organism in Eukaryota, Metazoa, Cnidaria, Anthozoa, Actiniaria, Actiniidae. The record is from RefSeq and is a predicted model, not a curated record.
UAAAUAGCUGAUGCAAUGUCAACGCAAUUUUAGCAAAGUUUGCAACGCUGAUAUAAAAUAAAUAGUUUCUCUGUAUUACGCCACUUUAUACAAUUACUGCAGCAAUGACAACCACUACUACAAGAAAUACAAGACGGAAUCAAAAUUCCUAUAAUGGGAAUCGCUGUCAAACAGACCAAAACUUUUACACGAACUGAAAAUCAAACGUUUACACAAAAGAAUGAUACAUCAGAAAUUAGGUUGAGGCGACAAAAACGAAGGAAGACUUCUCCCUUCAUUUUUAAGCCUCAGUUUUAUGUGGGAGAGAAUUUUGCGGUAAAAUUAGGUGAUGUAGUGAGAUUUCGGAGAAAUAUUAGUUCGAUUUAUACUGGAGGGAUUGUCGUAACAGAGAUGGACCAGUUGAGGACGAUCAAAUCAAUGAAGCUUUCUGAGGGGUCGAUUAGAAUGGCUAGGACUCCAAAUGCUGGUGGUAGCUCGCAGAAAAGCGAAGUCCUAAGCUACGAAAUGCUACAGAAGUGUUAUAACGCUAAACUUGACAAAACUGAAAUGGAGAUUCAAUAUUUUCCUUAUGGAGGAUCGAUAACCGAUUAUACAUGCCGUAUGUUUGGGUUCAAGAUUGGUGUUUCUGUCACGCGAGCCAUGAAAUACAGGGGCAACUUUACUUUGGAAGAUGCUGAAUAUUUAUUGAACAAGAAGCUUAAUGGAGUAGAGAAUUCUACACGGAACACGCUGGAGAAAUGGCAUAAACAAAUACUGCAUAUCUGGGCUAGCUCUUCAAUAGCAGCAAAGGCUAUAGUCAGUUCUUAUUUCUUGUUACCAAAGAACAUCAAGUCAAACACUGUGGUGUUACUCACGAUCGCCAAAAAUAACAAAGACAUUUUUGACCGAUAAUAUUGUACAUAAUUGUUUGGAUUUUUUUAAAAUUUCAGAUUCAGUUCCGUGAUAUCAAAAACUAUUUUUAGUAAUUAUAUAUGUUUGUACAGCGAAGAAACAUUUUAAUUCAUAAUUUAUUUUGAUAUUUUUUUAAGUAUACAUGUUUUUUCAUAAUUUUUUUAAAAUAUAGUGAUCUUUCACUUGUAGGUAUUGAAUAAUAAUUUUUAGUAAAAUAUUACGCUAGAAAACGAAUGCUUAGUGUCAAAAAAGCCAUUAUUAUAAUAAACAAUACAUUUAAUAAUAA